Messenger RNA from Linum tenue, 585 nucleotides. NCBI's taxonomy places the organism in Eukaryota, Viridiplantae, Streptophyta, Magnoliopsida, Malpighiales, Linaceae. The record is from the annotation of a GenBank genome assembly.
AUGAAGAAAACCCAAAGCAGCCAUUCCUUCCUCCUCCUCUUCAUCACCACCACCUUCUUCUUCACCUCAUCCAUGGCCGCUUCCUCCCCCAAGAAAACACCCCUCACACCAUGCAAGAAACUCGACCUCUACUUCCACGACAUCCUCUACGACGGCCACAACGCCGCCAACGCCACCUCCGUCAUCGUCGCCAGCCCCGUCGCCGGCUCCUCCAGCUCCGGCACCCGCACCUCCCUCUCCCCGAACUUCCACUUCGGCGACAUGAUCAUCUUCGACGACCCCGUCACGUUGGACAAGAACAUCCGCUCCAAGCCCGUGGGCCGGGCCCAAGGAUCGUACAUCUUCGACGCCAAGUCCACGUACUCGGUGUGGCUGGGCUUCGCGUUCGUGCUCAACAGCACGGACUAUAAAGGCAGCAUCACGUUCGCUGGGGCCGAGCCCGUGACGCUGAAGACACGUGACGUGCCGGUGGUCGGCGGGACGGGGGAUUUCUUCAUGCACCGUGGGAUUGCGACGACGACCGACGAGGUCGUGGACGGGCAUCUUUGUGUUGGGGUUCAUGUCAAGUUUUACGAGUGUUACUAG